AUGACAACCAAAGUCGAAGCCAUCACCACAGUGUCCGACCAUGUCGAAAAGGCACCCGACUCCAUCGCCAUCCAAAAGGCCAUUGACGCUCAAGACCUCACUCCCAAGCAACAAUACCAGCGCCUCUGGACAAACCUCAAGAAAGACAAGCGCUUCGUCCUAUGGUCCAUCUACAUCAUGUCCCUAGUCUUUGGCUGGGGUUACGACGCUGGUCUCUCAGGUGUAGCCGUUGCUUUCCCUGAGUUUCGUAAGGUUUAUGGAGAAUACUACAGUGUUGGUGAUCAAUAUGUCAUCCCGGCGCUGUGGCAGUCUCUGUGGAACGCUGCGAGUACGAUUGGACAGAUCUUUGGUGCGUUUCUGGCGGGCACGUUUGCAGAUUGGGUUGGGCGCAAGUAUGUUCUUUGGACUGCUGUCGCUCUAUCUAUUUCGUCUUCGUUCGCGCUUGUCUUUGCUCCUAGUCUGCCUAUCCUCUUUGUCUCCAAGCUUCUCCUUGGUCUUUCUGUUGGUCUCUCAACUGUCACACCUCCUCUAUAUGUCACAGAGAAUGCACCCGCAGCUCUGCGAAGCUCUCUUAGCUCUCUCACCAACGUCAUCAUCGUGCUGGGCUUCUUCCUCUCCUCCAUCACUGGCUGGGGAUCUUCCAAGAUCAAGGGCGAAUGGAGCUUCCGACUUGCUUUUGUCAUGACUUUCCUUGUCCCUACGCUCUUCGCCAUUGGUCUUCCUUUCCUGCCCGAGUCACCUGUUUGGUACGUCAAAAAGGGUCGCGACGACGAUGCCCGAAAGGCCAUCUUUAAGCUUUACGGUGAAUCUAUCGACGUUGAGGAAAGACUCGAGUUUAUCAAGUCUGAACUCGAGGUUUCUGCUGGUGAAGCCAACAUGGCUAAGCAGACUAGCUGGAAGGCCAUCUUCUCCAAGGAGCACCGAAGCAGAACCCUCAUCGCUGUCAUGGGACUUCAAUCUCAGAACUUCUCCGGCGGAUACUUUGCCAACACUUACCAGACCUACUACUUCGAACUUAUUGGCCAAUCUGACCCCUUCGGUCUCACAGCUAUCUCUUCGACACUCCAAUUCCUCUCCAACUGCGUCGCCGUCUGCGUCUCCGAUGUCCUCCCCCGUCGCAAGUCCCUCAUCGGAGGCGGUACACUUCUCUGCUGCUGGUCCAUCAUCAUCGCCGGAACAUCCCUCGCAGGCACCGCCAACACAGCCGCCAACACUGCUCUCCUCGCCUUCAUGAUCACCUGGUCGAUGCUAUACACCGGUACAGUUGGUUGCUUCGGAUGGGCUAUUGCGCAAGAAACUGCUGCUCAGGCUACACGUCCCAAGACUAUUGCUUUCAGUCUUGUUUGCCAGCAGCUCACUGCGCUUAUGCUGUCUUCGGUGUUUCCCUACUUCAUCAACCCUGAUCAACUUAACUGGGGCGGAAAGGUCAUGUUCUUGUUUGUUGGUGCAGAGGUCUUCAUUCUGGCUACGCUGUUUUGGUUCCAGCCUGAGACGAAGAACAGGACUUAUCAUGACAUCGAUUGCCUGUAUGCUGAGGGUGUACCUCCCAGAAAGUUCUCCAAGUAUGUUGUUAACGAUGGAGCUGUUGUGCGAAAGCCUACUGCGGAGAAGAAGUGA
Messenger RNA from Fusarium verticillioides 7600, 1617 nucleotides. RefSeq lists its product as hypothetical. Gene Ontology annotation, biological process: carbohydrate transport; transmembrane transport. The record is from RefSeq and is a predicted model, not a curated record. The transcript has 2 exons. NCBI's taxonomy places the organism in Eukaryota, Fungi, Ascomycota, Sordariomycetes, Hypocreales, Nectriaceae. Bases 1 to 1617 code for a protein of 538 amino acids. Gene Ontology annotation, cellular component: membrane. Gene Ontology annotation, molecular function: carbohydrate:proton symporter activity.